Culex pipiens pallens (northern house mosquito) is the source of this 1099-nucleotide messenger RNA. RefSeq lists its product as uncharacterized. Lineage: Eukaryota; Metazoa; Arthropoda; Insecta; Diptera; Culicidae. The coding region runs from base 62 to 1054 and encodes 330 amino acids. The record is from RefSeq and is a predicted model, not a curated record. The transcript is spliced from 2 exons.
UCUGCUCCGGUAACCAGGCGAAAAGUUUGCCCAUUUAGAUCCGGACCGUCAAGCUCGCAAGAUGGGCUCAACCCUCUUGGUCGUUUCGUCGCUCGCGACGACAGCAUUGCUGCUACUGCUGUCCGUGGCAACGCCGGCCAAAGCCGGCCUCAUUCAAGCUCCCGAACUGACCGAACUCUGCGAUGGACAACCUUGUUUGAUAUCUUCGCUACGCCAGAAGAGACAGGAUCCGCCCGCGGAAGGUGCUCCACCGGCGGAAGGUGCUCCUCCGGCGGAAGGUGCCCCGCCAGCCGAUGCAGCUGCCGCUCCACCAGCCGAUGGUGCCCCAGCUCCAGCCCCGGCAGCCCCUGCUGGCGGCCCUGCUGCCGAAGGAGGCGCUGCGCCUGCACCGAUCGCGGGACUAAGCGAUAUUCCGUUGCCACCGGUAACGCAGCAAAUGCCGAAUCUACCGAAAAACUUCCCCUACCCAGACGUUAAGGUGGUCCAGGAGGUUCCGAUCCCGACGAAGCCCCGCAAGAAACUCAUUCCCGGAGGCGCCAAUCCCAAUCCCUAUCCGUUUCCCUCGAUUGGUCCCGUAGAUCCGCCACCAUUCGAACCCGUCCCAACAGCUCCGAUAGAACCAGCGAGUCCCGUCGAACCUGAACCCAUCGAGCCGUCUGUUCCCUUAGAGCCGGCUUACCCCAUCGAGAAGGAACCGUACCCGGUUCCGGCCAAACCCGACUGCAAACCCGGAGCAGCGGUCGGUGGUUACGGUCCACCCCAGGAUUGGCGCUUCCCGAAGGCUCGCGGCCACAAGAAGUGUCCACCCUCCGCCGUGCAACCCAACUCCGUCAUGAGCAACGAAGUCGCGGGCUACGACGCGGGCAACGACGUGGCGCAGGCCCAACCCGAGGACGUUUCGGUGAACCUGAGGACCGUGGAACGGGACGAUGAAGCUGGUGGCGACCACCACACGACGCUGCACCCGGCCAAAGGCUCGGCAAUGUCCGUGGCUUGCUCGAUGGGGACGGUGCUGUUUGCCGCGGUGUCUUACUUUUUGAACGUUGCCAUUUGAAAUUAGUGAUUUUUGUUGGUACAAAUAAAUGAAUUCUAAAACCCU